AUGUUUCAAUUCUAUUCUCAUCCUGGUCAACAACGACGAGGACUCUUUGUGGUUGUUCUUGUUGUUUUUUUAUUCAGCACUUUGAUGGAUGUUUCACAACAACAAUCUCAACCUUUUUGCAUUUUCAAAACGUCAGAUGGUCGAACGAUUGAUAUAAAUCGAGCAAUGAAACAAGAUUCAGAUUAUCAUGUUUACAAUGCAAAAUUGAAUUAUGAUUUUUAUGUGAAUUUGUGUAAGGAUGCAAGUGUUGCAUGUGAUGGAAAGAAUUAUGCAGGAGUGGCGACUUAUAAAAGAGGAACAGAAUUGUUGUGUGGAACGUAUAUGGCUGGAAAAUCAAUUGCAGAAAAUUAUCAAAUUUCUCUCAUUGACACCAACAAGCCAGAAUUAGGUGUCAUUGUUCAAGUGAAUGGUGGUGAACGUUUCAUGAACAAACAAGAAAACAUGAAAAUCACCAUGAAUUGCAAACCCAAUGCCGAUCCUGACAAAACUUUUACCUUUUUAGGAGAAGUUACCAAAGACUCAACCAUUUCUUAUGAAUUCUCAAUGGACACUCCACAUUCAUGCAUUGUUGAUGAACUUCCAUUAGGAGGACUCGGAUACUUUGGUUUGGCCAUGUUAAUUCUAUUCAUUCUCUUCAUCUUGUAUUUCAUUAUUGGAUAUUUCUUAAAUACAUUGGUUUUCAAAAAGAGUGAAGGAUGGGGAAUUUCACAACUUCCACAAUUUGAAUUUUGGAAGAAUGCCAUCAUGUUGGCAUGGGAAGGAAUUUUAUUCAUUAAGGAAGGUAUUCAAUUGUUGAUUUUCAAAUACAUUUUGAAGAGAACGGUUUAUAAUGCAAUUUAG
Molecule: messenger RNA, 840 nt
Organism: Naegleria fowleri
Lineage: Eukaryota; Heterolobosea; Eutetramitea; Acrasida; Naegleriidae
Exons: 2
Coding region: 1-840 (279 amino acids)
Source: RefSeq, a predicted model, not a curated record